Rubroshorea leprosula is the source of this 5214-nucleotide messenger RNA. NCBI's taxonomy places the organism in Eukaryota, Viridiplantae, Streptophyta, Magnoliopsida, Malvales, Dipterocarpaceae. The record is from the annotation of a GenBank genome assembly.
GGUAAUUUAUCUCUACGCUUCUCUCUCUGCAAUUACUCCUUGAGAGCAUCUCUCUCUAGAAUACUGAGUAUUGCUGACUUGAGCGUCGGAGUGUUUUCCCUGAGGAAACGACCUCGGGAUUUUCAGGUGUAGGAGCAGUUGAGGAUUUCAACAGUGUUGGACUGCGAAGUUGCCCAAACAUUUGGCGUCGUCUGUGGGAACUCGAACAAAAAGCUGUGUGACUUAACCUGCUAAAAGACAAUAUGGUCCGUACCUUUACAGGAGGACGCCCUCCAAGAAAUGAAAUAGAUGAACAGGAGGACGAUCACGUAUCUGAGGCCGGCUUGAAUGACUUUAGGCCGAUGCCAAGAAAUCUUUUUGUAGGAGGAGCCGAACAGGAUCACCUAAGUGAGACGGAUGAUGAAAGAACACCAACUGGGUAUGCAACCCAGCCUGAACAGUUCCAAGCUCCAACAAGAACGAGACAAAGAUCUGCCAGACCGAACAAUUCACAGCGUGAACGACCUGAAAGGUCAACAGAACCUGCUCGGACAACCGAGCUCGAAGAGAGAACCAGAGUUCUCGAAAUGGCAAUGGGAAAAAUCCUUGCCCGCCUAAUCCCAGAUGACCCCCUGAUUCCUUUGCUGAACAAGGAUGCACAACCAGCUGCGGUUGUGGCGACUAGAAACUCCCUCGCUCUAAGCAAUAUAGUAGUGCCGACCAGGCCUAGGGGAAGUGGGAAGCUGAAUAUCGAGCCCAGCUCGUCCAAAUACAGUGAAGAAUUGAUGAGAAAGAACGCAUACCUUGAAAGGCAACUGCGGGAUGUACAGAAAUCCAUUGACGAGCUGAAAAGCCCCCGGCAUUCAAUAGAUUCAUUUUCCCAGCUCGCCAAGCUGUUCUCUAACAAAUUUGCAAGCCAAAGGGAGAUCAAGCGCACGGCUACUGAGCUGAUGCAAGUUAGCCAGAAGGAAUGGGAGUCUUUGAGGGAUUACAUGCAGCGGUUCAACAAAGCCACAUUGGACAUUGAUAAUGUCCCAGACACGAUCUGCCUGUCCGCCCUGUUACAUGGGUUGAAGCGUGGCCGGUUCUUAGACGAUUUGCUCGAAAACCCACCGAAGACGUGGAACGAGGUGAAUGACAGGUCGGCCAGCUUUAUACUGUCAGAGGACUUUCAGUCGUCCAAACGACGAGUUGAUGAUAAGCCGAGCAGAGGCCAAGAACAACAACCGAGAAGAGAAGAAAAGAAGAAGCAGAAGAUCGGUGAGCCAUGGGGGAAACUAGCUGAGUUCCCGAAAUAUGCCAGUUACAUUCCUUUGACCUUGCCCAGGCGUAUGACCGACCUCAAGGACAGAGGUACCAGCAUGGAGGGACGUAGGAUGCAUAUCAGGAUAACCAGUAUCCGUCUGAACAGAGCAGAGCGUACCGAGGACGUCCUUUCAACAGGAGAGGGGGGGACCGAGAACUACUGCCCUGAAUCAAAAAGACAGAAAAGGGGUAGGUUAUGCUGGGAUACCCCCACCUUCUGGUACAAUAAACAUGAUAUCGGGUGGCGUUCACUCUGGGGGCCAAAGCGCCCGAGCUCGCAAGGCAUAUGCCCGACAGAUUACCAGCGAGCAGAAGGAGAGUCUGACAUUAUGAUGCCCCAUGCAGAUCCCUUUGUGACAACAGUUCAUAUAGGCAAUCAUAAUGUCAAUAAGGUGUUUAUUGACACUGGCAGUUCGCCAGAUAUCCUGUAUUGGGGUUGCUUCCAGAAGAUGCAGCUAAAUCCGAGCUCGCUGCAGAAGCACGAAGGGCCAAUAUACAAGUUUGAUAACCAGCCCGUCCCUGUUGAGGGAGUUAUUACUCUUCCUAUAUAUGUGGGCUCAGAACCGCGCUUCAGGAUGGCUUCGGUCACCUUCCUAGUCGUUAAGAUGGAAUCAGCUUUCAAUGCUAUACUAGGAAGAGCCACCCUGUGCGAGCUGAAGGCUGUUAUCUCACAGCCCCACCUCUGUAUGAAGUUCCCAACUCCGCAGGGGGUGGGAGUGCUGAAGGGGAACCAGAAGAUGGCCAGGGCAUGUUAUCAGGAUACGUUUAAGAAGGUUGAGCUCGCUGUAGCCCCUGGAGGAUCUGGAAGUAGUAGGCCGACUCAGCUCGGUCAACAGACAAUGAGUAUAUCUGACAUUGAGUAUCGACCUGAGGGUGUUGAGCAGAAGGCAGAGCUAGUAGAGCCAGUGGAAACGAUGCCUUUGAACCCGGGUGUGCCGGAAAGGACAGUGAAGAUCGGCACUAAACUUACAGGCGAAGAGCGGGCAGAACUUUUGGAAUUCCUGAGGAAUAAUCAGGACGUGUUCGCGUGGACUACGGACGAGAUGCCCGGCAUUCUGGCAGAGUUGACAGUCCACAAGCUCAGCACAGACCCCACCAAAAGGCCAGUGGUUCAAAAACGACGCCUUUUCGGCCCUGAGAAGCAAGCUGCCAUUGACGAGGAGAUACAAAAGCUGUUACAGGCAGGCUUCAUUAGAAGAGUGGAGUACUCUGAGUGGGUGUCCAACCCUGUGCUCGUCAAAAAGCCAAAUGGCAAGUGGAGGAUGUGUAUUGACUUCACCAACCUCAAUGAUGCAUGUCCAAAAGACCCUCAUCCUUUGCCAAACGUCGAGAAGUUAGUGGAGCGGGCAGUUGGGCAUGAACGGAUGAGUUUUCUUGACGCCAGCUCGGGCUAUCACCAGGUUCAGUUAUUGUUAGACGACCAGGAAAAAACAGCUUUUUACGCUGGUGACGCGAUUUACUGCUAUGUCAUGAUGCCGUUCGGCCUCAAAAAUGCUGGAGCAACAUACCAGAAGCUGGUGCAAAUCAUCUUUAAGCUCCAUAUCGGCAAGAACAUAGAAGUAUAUGUAGAUGACAUGAUAGUCACCAGCGUGCGAGCUGAGGAUCACAUUGGCGACCUGGAGGAAACUUUUCAAAAUUUGCGCCGAGCACAAAUGAAGCUAAAUCCUUUGAAAUGUACAUUUGCUGUAGAGUCGGGAAAAUUCCUAGGAUAUGUGGUAUCCAAGAAAGGAAUUGAGGUAAAUCUAGAGAAGGUUGAGGCCGUUCAGCAGAUGGAACCACCAAGGACUGUCAAAGACGUGCAGUGUUUGACGGGCCGUGUUGCUGCGUUGCACAGGUUUAUAGCCAGAUCGGCAGAAAGGUGCCUUCCGUUUUUCAAAGCUCUGCGGGAGCCUAAGAACUUCCAGUGGACCAAUGAAUGCCAACAGGCAUUUGACGAGCUCAAACGAUAUUUGGCAUCCGUACCCCUGCUGUCCAAGCUUGUUGAUGGAGAAUGUUUAUACCUUUAUCUGGGGGUCACACAAGAAGCAGUGAGUUCGGUACUACUGAGGGAAGAGAAUAAGAACCAGAAGCCUAUCUGCUACGCGAGCAAGGUGUUACAAGGUGCCGAGCAGAACUACCCGCUAGCAGAAAAGGCUGCUUUUGCAUUGGUUUGCAUAGCUCGUAAGCUGAGAGCCUAUUUUCAGUCUCAUCAGAUUGUUGUUUAUACUGAUUUCCCGCUAAGGAAAAUACUGCAGAAGCCAGAGCUCUUUGGUCGGCUUAUCGGGUGGAGUGUCGAACUGAGUGAGUAUGACCUUAAGUUCCAGCCGCGCACGACUAUAAAAGGCCAAGCUGUGGCAGACUUCCUAGUUGAAUGUGCCCCAGCGGCUGUGAAAGAAAAGGCACCUGAACACCCAUUCUGGGUUUUGUAUGUGGAUGGAGCUGCUAAUGACGAAGGAUCUGGUGCUGGAGCUGUGUUACUGGGCCCUGAUGGUUUCAAGUCCGAGCACGCGCUGAGGUUUAAAUUCCAGACCACCAAUAAUGCUGCUGAAUAUGAGGCCCUCAUCUAUGGUUUGAAGCUGGCGUCUGAGCUGAAGGUACAGAGCAUACAAGUUUUCAGUGAUUCUCAGCUCGUGGUGGGCCAAGUAAAUGGCAAAUGUGAAGUUAGGGAUCCCCAGCUUAGCCGCUAUACCUCUGUGGUCAACAGAUUGAAGUCAAGAUUUGCUUCAUUUCAGAUCGACAAAAUACCGCGGGCAGAUAACCACCGAGCCGACGAGCUGUCAAAGUUGGCAUCCUCACAGGACAUUAACCCUCAGAGAUCAACAAUUCUCGAGGUACUUGACGCACCAAGCUACACCGAUUCCACAGUUGAGUGUCAGUUACUAAGCACAGACCCCUCUACGUCGAGCUGGACCACCCCUCUCAUAAAUUAUCUACAAAGUGGCGAGCUACCUGAAGACCAGUCCGCUGCAAAAUUGAUUAAGCGUAGGGCGGCACAUUUCACUUUGUUAGAUAACCAGCUCUACAAGCGAGCAGCCUCAAUGCCCUUACUACGCUGCCUUACUCCUUAUGAAGCUGAAUACGCUGUGAGAGAAGUUCACGAAGGAGUUUGUGGCACGCACAUCGGCGGCAAAACUUUAGCUCGGAAACUCCUGAGACAUGGUUAUUACUGGCCCACCAUGGUUGAGGACGCGCAGAACUAUGUCAAAAAAUGUCCGACCUGCCAAUUCAAUGCUGAUGGUAUACAUAUGCCAGGGGAAAUGCUAUCCUCUCUUACAUCCCCCUGGCCCUUUGCUCAAUGGGGUGUCGACCUGCUCGGCCCUUUCCUCAAAGGCAAAGGAAGCUGCACUUUCCUGGUCGUGGCAGUGGAUUACUUUACUAAAUGGAUAGAAGCUAAACCAUUGUCCACGACAACAGAAAGGAAAAUAGAAGAAUUAUUGUUCAAUUCAAUAUUGUGCAGGUUCGGCAUACCUAAGCGAAUUAUCGCCGACAAUGGGCCACAGUUCCGAGCGGCAGCGCUGAGAUCGUUUUGUGACGACUAUGGCAUUGAGCUCGCCUUGACGUCCAUGUAUACUCCACAGUCCAACGGGCAAGCCGAGUCAACCAAUAAAAUCGUCUUGCGAGGCCUCAAGACACGUGUUUUGGCCGCGCAUUCUAAUUGGGUUGACGAGCUCAAUAAAGUGCUUUGGUCUUGUCGCACCACACCCAGCUCGGCCACGGGGGAAACCCCUUUCAGCCUGGCCUAUGGAGCUGAAGCCGUCAUCCCAGUGGAGGUUGGAUUGCCGUCCGAUAGAUCAGAUUGUCAUGACGAUCAGAAUAAUGAACAACUCUUAAGAGAGAACCUAGACUUUGUGGAAGAAAUCAGGGAGAUGUCCCGAAUAAGAAAUAUGGCGCAUCAAAGCCGCGUUGCAAAAUUUUACAAUAAAUGAGUUCGAGCUCGUCAAUUUCAGGUUG